Molecule: messenger RNA, 831 nt
Organism: Vicia faba (fava bean)
Lineage: Eukaryota; Viridiplantae; Streptophyta; Magnoliopsida; Fabales; Fabaceae
Source: the annotation of a GenBank genome assembly
AUGUCGCGCUGCUUUCCAUUUCCACCACUAGGGUAUGAAAAGAAGACUAGAACGGAUGAGGAAAUCAAGCCUGAUAAGAAGGAUGUCUUUGUCGAUAAUAAAAUUAUCAAACAGUAUACUGGUAAUAAUGGGGAGAUGGUUAGAGAGAUUAAUCAUCUGGCUAAGGAGAACAAGGAUUCUAAAUUCCUCCUGGAGUUUGAGAGGAUAAUUAAGGAGGGUAAUGGAGCGGCUGGUAAUCAAUUGGUUCAGAAGUUUACAAAUUCAGACCAUAGAAAAGAUGAGGGGACUGUUAGGUUGUUGGCUAGGAAUAGUGGCACCUUGCGCGAUGACAGUGAAAAGCUCAAGGACAAGGGUUUUUAUGCUAAGAAGAUUGAGGGGAAAGGAAUUAAUGCCCAGGUACGGCCUUUUGGAAAUGCAACAGUUCAGAACCACACCGGCAAUUUUCAUCCUAAAGCUGAUGGAGUGCCCAAACUUUUGGGGAAGUAUAUGGAUAGGAAUUUGGAAGCAACAGUUGGGGGAAAAGAAAAGCGUCUCUAUCAAGUUCACGGAAACAUCAAUAUUUCACAGAAGCGAAGCAAAUUCGGAAAUGCAAAAAGAACAGAGAAGAAGAAAGAGAAAGAUAUCAUAAGAGCUUACCCGACCUGUUUCUUGAAGGAUUCUCUGGAUUCUUAUUCCGAUUAUCAGCAAUCAACGAAACACCGUCGGAGCGUCUCCGACCGCUUGCUCGACGUGCACUCCUUGAUUUUUCAGUACUUUCGAUUCGCUCUUUACGACUUGCUCACUUUGGUAGCCUCGGCUGCUACUCUUACACUUCUCUUCAAUUUAUUGUAA